AUGGAAACAAACGGGAACGAAGAGAAAGUGAUGAAUGGGAACGGAACAAAGCGACCAGCAGGGCUGCCUAAGAUCACGACAACCGACAAACUUCAAGAUGUCUGCGAGGACAUGAGUGCACCCACUGUGAAGGCACGGACAAUUGAUGAGCUUCAUUCUCUUCAAAAGAAAAAAUCCGCACCCGCUUCUCCCAUGAAAGGGCCGAAUGAAGCUGCUCUAUCUGUAGAAGAACGCCAGAAACAUCAGCUCCGGUCCAUCAGCGCAUCGUUGGCAUCACUGACAAGACAAAAUGGACCAAUGUUGGUGAAAGGAGACCCAGCUGAAAAGUCCGUGCCGGCAACGCCAAAGGAUCACCCUAACGAAAUUGUUGCUGCGCCAACCAUCAGCGUCAGUGACAGCUCCUUGAAGUUCACUCACGUUCUCUACAAUCUAUCUCCUGCUGGAGAAAGAAAAUAUAAUAAUUGUGCUGAAGCUGUAUAUUUAUUGACUUAUACACAUGAAUUUGGUGCAAAGCUUUAUGAGCAGGCUAUAAAGUAUGAGAAAGGGUCCUUUGUUACAUCCACCGGUGCAUUAGCUACCCUUUCGGGUGCCAAGACUGGUCGGGCUCCGAGAGAUAAGCGUGUUGUUAAGGAUGAUAUUACUGGCGAAGAUCUUUGGUGGGGAAAGGGUUCUCCUAACAUUGAAAUGGACGAGCACACCUUCAUGGUUAACAGAGAAAGAGCUGUUGAUUACUUGAAUUCUUUGGAAAAGGUAUUUGUGAAUGAUCAAUACCUGAACUGGGACCCCGAGAACAGAAUCAAAGUCCGGAUUGUUUCUGCUAGAGCCUACCAUUCGUUGUUCAUGAACAACAUGUGCAUCCGACCCAGUCCUGAAGAGCUGGAGGAAUUUGGUACUCCGGACUUCACUAUAUACAAUGCUGGUCAGUUCCCCUGUAAUCGUUAUACACACUGCAUGACAUCCUCUACUAGUAUAGAUUUGAAUCUUGCUAGAAAGGAAAUGGUCAUCCUCGGCACACAGUACGCUGGGGAAAUGAAGAAGGGUCUGUUCAGUGUAAUGCAUUAUCUUAUGCCUAAGCGUCAGAUCCUGUCCUUACAUUCUGGCUGCAAUAUGGGAAAAGAUGGAGAUGUUGCCCUCUUCUUUGGUUUGUCAGGCACUGGGAAGACAACUUUGUCUACUGAUCCAAACAGAUACCUAAUUGGAGAUGAUGAACACUGUUGGACUGAAACUGGAGUGUCAAAUAUUGAAGGGGGUGCUAUGCCAAAUGCAUUGACCUGUCAAGGGAGAAGGAGCCUGAUAUCUGGAAAGCCAUCAAUGCUGGAAAAUGUGAUAUUUGACGAGCAUACUCGGGAGGUGGAUUAUGCUGACAGAUCCGUUACAGAGAACACUCGAGCAUCCUACCCCAUUGAACACAUUUCUAAUGCAAAGAUACCUUGUGUUGGUCCACACCCUAAGAACGUCAUCCUUUUGGCAUGUGAUGCAUUCGGUGUACUCCCACCUGUGAGCAAGCUGAACCUGGCACAGACCAUGUAUCAUUUCAUCAGUGGUUAUACUCCUCUGGUGGCCGGCACAGAAGAGGGUGUGAAGGAGCCAAGGGCAACCUUCUCAGCUUGCUUUGGUGCAGCAUUUAUAAUGUUUCAUCCUACCAGAUACGCAGCUAUGCUGGCUGAGAAGAUGAAGCAGCAUGGUGCAACAGCAUGGCUCGUCAACACUGGCUGGUCAGGUGGAAGCUAUGGUUCAGGAAGCCGUAUCAAGUUAGCAUACACAAGGAAAAUCAUUGAUGCCAUACACUCUGGCAGCCUCUUGAAAGCAGAAUAUAUGAAAACUGAGGUGUUUGGGCUCGAGAUCCCCACCAAUGUUGAGGGAGUGCCUUCUGAAAUCCUAAAUCCUGUGAACACUUGGCCAGACAAGCAAGCUUACGACGACACACUGUUGAAGCUGGCUGGUCUGUUCAAGAGUAACUUCGAAACAUUUACUGAUCACAACUUCGGAGAAGACAGCAACCUCACAGAGGAGAUCCUGGCAGCUGGUCCAAAUUUCUAA
Molecule: messenger RNA, 2040 nt
Organism: Dovyalis caffra
Lineage: Eukaryota; Viridiplantae; Streptophyta; Magnoliopsida; Malpighiales; Salicaceae
Source: the annotation of a GenBank genome assembly